Molecule: messenger RNA, 3845 nt
Organism: Humulus lupulus (European hop)
Lineage: Eukaryota; Viridiplantae; Streptophyta; Magnoliopsida; Rosales; Cannabaceae
Exons: 14
Coding region: 185-3343 (1052 amino acids)
Molecular function (GO): glycosyltransferase activity
Source: RefSeq, a predicted model, not a curated record
CACUUUCUCAUAGGCUGACAAGAGUAGAGGAGAAGAGAGUCGAAGUGAGGCACAUAACCUUCUCUCCUCUCCAAUGCCAGCUCUCACUGUUCACAUUGCCAUCUUUUCACACAGCCACACUUGAGCGAAGCUUUUCCGUCACUUUCGCCGGAAAACGAGAACGAGAGGCCAAUCAAGUCUGGCCAUGGGCCGAAAUUCGUCGCCUUCUUCUCCAGAUGGUUACGACGGCAAUGUUAAUACCGUCCCCGUCUCCGGUGCUGGUAAUGAUCUCGCUUCUCACUCGAUCGGUACGAGCUUUCUUUUCAAGCGGAACCCUAACCCUAGCCACCAGCGAGAUCGAGGCAAGCCGUUGUCGGAUCGCCAUUCAUCGUUGUUGUUGCGGGGUGUCCGAUCGCAUCCCAAUCGUUUCAAUCGUAAAGGUUUUCUGUGGUUGUUUCCUUUCAAAGGGAAGUCGACGUUUUAUUUAGUGAUAAUCUUUGCGGUGUUCUUGUUUGCAAUGGCGUCCAUGGUGCUGCAGAGCUCGAUCACGUCGGUGUUCAGGCAAGGGAGUGAUAGGGGGAGAUUGCUGAGAGAUGGUUUGAAGCUUGGCAGCACGCUCAGGUUCGUGCCUGGGAGGAUAGCACGCGGACUCGCAGAGGGGAAUGGUCUCGAUCAUUUGCGCAAUGAGCCGAGGAUUGCUGUUCGGGCGCCUAGACUUGCUAUUGUGUUAGGAAACAUGAAGAAGAAUCCACAGUCCCUGCUGUUAAUUACUGUGUUAAAGAGCAUGCAAAAGCUUGGUUAUGUGCUUAAGAUUUUUGCAGUAGAGGAUGGAAAUGCACGGACAAUAUGGGAGCAACUUGGAGGUCAGAUUUCAGUUAUUGGUUCUGAGAGUUAUGGACAUAUUGAUUGGUCAAUCUUUGAAGGUGUUAUUGUUGAUUCGCUUGAAGCAAAAGGGGCAAUUUCAAGCCUUAUGCAGGAACCUUUCUGUUCAGUACCUUUGAUAUGGAUAAUUCAAGAAGAUACCCUCGCAAACCGUCUUUCAAUGUAUGAGGAAAUGGGCUGGAUGCACCUUAUUUCUCACUGGAGAAGUGCUUUUAGUAGAGCUAACGUUAUUGUGUUUCCAGAUUUCAGUCUGCCGAUGUUAUAUAGUGUGCUUGACUCUGGAAACUUCUUUGUCAUUCCUGGAUCUCCACUAGAUGUUUGGGCUGCAGAACGCUACAUUAAGACCCAAUCCAAAAUUCAGUUAAGAAAGAAUAAUGGAUUUAGCAAUGAUGAUUUGUUGGUUCUUGUAGUUGGAAGUUCGACCUUUUACAAUGAGCUAUCAUGGGACUAUGCUGUGGCAAUGCAUACGAUAGGACCUUUGCUAAUAAAAUAUGCUAGAAGGAAAGAUCCUGAGGGGUCUUUUAAGUUUGUUUUUUUAUAUGGUAAUUCCACUGAUGGAUACGAUGACUUCUUACAGGAAGUUGCUGCACGUCUGGGACUUCAGGAUGGUUCUUUGAGGCAUUUUGGCUUGAACAGUGAUGUGAAGAGUGUGUUGUUAAUGGCUGACAUUGUUCUUUAUGAUUCCUCCCAACAAGUACAAGGUUUUCCUCCAUUACUUCUUCAAGCAAUGACUUUUGAAAUUCCAGUUAUAGCACCUGAUUUCCCGGUCUUGAAGAAACAUGUAGUUGGUGGAGUUCAUGGGAUAUUCUUUACAAAACAUAAUCCAGAUGCUUUAAUGAAGGCUUUUUCACUCCUUAUUUCAAAUGGAAAACUUUCUAGAUUUGCUCAGACAGUUGCCUCCGCUGGCAGACGCCUUGCAAAGAACAUGCUGGCAUCAGAAUGUAUAAUGGGUUAUGCACGACUUCUAGAGAAUGUGCUCAAUUUCCCUUCUGAUGCAUUCCUUCCAAGUCCAGUGUCUCAGCUUCGUUCUAGGGUAUGGGAAUGGGAGUUGUUCCCGAAGGAAAUUGAUUUGACAUAUGGCGAAAUUCUAAAAACUGAUGAGGGUGGAGUUUUGCUUCAAAACUUGAGUGUUGUCUAUGCCCUUGAAGGAGAGUUGACAAAUUCUGCCAAUGUCAAGAACAUCUCUGAGGAUGGAGCUGGAAAUCUGAAACAAGAUAUCCCACAUCAACUUGACUGGGAUGUUUUAGAGGAAAUAGAGAACUCUGAAGAAUAUGAGAGGUUGGAAACAGAGGAGCUUGAAGAAAGGAUGGAUAGAAACUCUGGUAUAUGGGAUGAGAUAUAUCGGAAUGCUCGAAAAUCUGAAAAGCUUAAGUUUGAAGCCAAUGAGAGGGAUGAGGGAGAGCUUGAGAGGACGGGUCAGCCGGUCUGCAUUUAUGAAAUAUACAGUGGAGCUGCAGCGUGGCCAUUCUUGCACCAUGGUUCUUUAUACCGUGGACUAAGUCUUUCUACCAGAGCACAGAGAUUGAGAUCAGAUGAUGUGAAUGCUGUUUCCAGGCUUCCUGUUUUAAAUGAAACCUAUUAUAGGGACAUUCUCUGUGAAAUUGGAGGAAUGUUUGCUAUUGCAAAAAAGGUGGAUAACAUUCAUGGGAGACCUUGGAUUGGGUUUCAAUCAUGGCAUGCUGCUGGUAGGAAGGUCUCAUUGUCUACAGAAGCUGAAAAGGUUUUGGAGGAAACAAUACAAGAGAACACUAAAGGAGAUGUGAUAUAUUUUUGGGCACGUAUGAACAUGAAUGAAGGGUUUGAAAAUGCACUUACUUUUUGGUCCAUGUGUGACAUCUUGAAUGGGGGAUACUGCAGAAAUGCUUUUGAAGAUACAUUCCGACGGAUGUAUGGCUUGCCAUCACAUAUUGAAGCUCUUCCCCCCAUGCCUGAAGAUGGUGGUCACUGGUCUGCUCUGCAUAGCUGGGUUAUGCCAACCCCAUCAUUCCUGGAGUUUGUUAUGUUUUCUCGAAUGUUUGCUGAUUCUCUUGAUGCCUUGCACACCAAUGGUAGCAAAAGAAAUAUUUGUUUGUUGGGCUCUUCAGACAUUGAGAAAAAGCAUUGUUACUGUCGGAUCUUGGAAGUUCUUGUCAAUGUCUGGGCUUAUCAUAGUGGAAGGAAAAUGGUUUUGAUAGAUCCACACUCGGGUUCAUUGCAAGAGCAACACCCAGUUGAGCUACGGCAAGGACAUAUGUGGGCAAAAUACUUCAAUAUUUCGUUGUUAAAAAGAAUGGAUGAAGAUCUAGCAGAGGCUGCUGAUGAUGGUGACCAUCCAAGUGAGAUGUGGUUAUGGCCAUUAACUGGGGAAGUGCAUUGGCAAGGUAUAUAUGAAAGAGAGAGAGAACAAAGAUAUAGGCUAAAGAUGGACAAGAAAAGAAAAACAAAAGAGAAAUUAAUUGAAAGGAUGAAAUAUGGAUACAGGCAGAAGUCACUUGGAGGAUAGAUAGCUUACAGGUAACUGAGAUGGUCAAAUUUUGUUUAAUCAAAACUUAAGACUAAGGCAAAGUGGCAGAUCUGACUUCGAUUAACAGUCACUGAAAUCUAUAUUUUUCUACUCAGGACUAUUUAAGUGACUUCAGGGUUUAGAGCAUUAUUAAUUCUUUCUAACAGCAUCAACAUAGUCCAUACAGACAGAUUUUUUUGUUUUUUUUUUGCCCCUUGCUGAAUAUACAUACGUAAAGGGAGCGGAGAGAAAAGAAGCUUUCUGGUGAUUGCUGCUCGCCACCAUUUGAAGUAUUCUUUGCCAUCUCAAACUCAAAUGGAAGAGAGGAUAGCAGAGGAUUCUUGAGGAGUGAACCAGCACUUGAAAUAUAUAUUUUUUCUACUACUCAGAACAAUCAGUUUAGUGAGUCUAUGUAUUCUUUUUUUCUACUGCUGUAUAUUCUGUUUUGUUUUAUUCAAGAGCAAUUUUGGUUAAUAUAAAGGUGAUUAAUACUUGAGUUCAA